Molecule: messenger RNA, 1791 nt
Organism: Cornus florida
Lineage: Eukaryota; Viridiplantae; Streptophyta; Magnoliopsida; Cornales; Cornaceae
Product: putative UPF0481 protein At3g02645
Exons: 1
Coding region: 61-1692 (543 amino acids)
Source: RefSeq, a predicted model, not a curated record
UAUAAGUAACCUGUUUUUGAAAAAACAACCCUUAAGACAUCUCUUCUUUUCAACCCCACCAUGACCCCAAACUUUGAUGAACAUCGUUGGGUCAUUCAAAUCCGUCGAAUCCUAGAUGAAGAGCUUGAAGAGGACACUGAAAUCCCAGUGAGCAUCUUCAACGUGCCCAAAAUCCUAAUGGCUACUGAUCCAGAUUCAUAUAUUCCACAAGAAGUUGCGCUAGGUCCAUACCAUCAUUCGCGUCCCGAGCUUUACGAGACGGAGAGAUGCAAGCUUGCUGCAGCUAAAAGAAUGCAAAAAAAGCUCCAUAGCAUCAACUUCCACUCUCUAGUUGACCAGUUGACACAGCUCGAGUUGAGGAUUCGAGCUUCCUAUCACAAAUACCUAGAUUUCAAUGGUGAAACCUUAACCUGGAUGAUCGCAAUUGAUGCAUCAUUCUUGCUUGAGUUCCUACAAAUCUAUGCUCUCAAACAAGGUAAGACUCUAACAAGAGAAUAUUCUAGGAUUUCCCAUUUGGUCGAUAUUGCAGGUAGAAAGUCUGGCCAUAAUGCCAUUCUACGUGACAUGGUAAUGUUGGAGAAUCAAAUUCCACUCUUCGUAUUAAGGAAGAUGUUAGAAUUCCAAUUCUCAUCGUUGGAAUUAUCGGAUGAUAUGUUACAUUCCAUGUUAACGGGAUUGUGCAAGGAGGUUUCUCCCUUUAAGAUGAUAAAGGUGUUACCAAAUCUUCAAGUCUCCAAGCAUGCUCACGUGCUGGACUUUUUGUACCAUGGGAUAGUGACCAAAUGGGAAGAUAAUUUUGAUCAAUCAUCCCAAGUAACAUAUGAUCAAGUUGAUCAGGAUCAGAAUGAAGUCAAGGAAGGAGAAGAACAAUCCUCUGCCAAUUCAAGCUAUGUUAAACAACUCCUUGUUAUGAUUUGGGAGGUCCUUCCAAAUUUUAAUAAAGGACCAUUUCUAGUGAUACAAAAAUUGCCUUGGGGUAUCAUCUCAAACCUUCCACCAUUUAGAGUGUUGAAACAAAAGAUUGAAUUGUCAUUCUCUUCCCAAGAUAUAGAACAAGGCAGUCUCCAAAAUGAGAAUGCUUCUAACUCGAAUACUAACUGUGACAAGCCUCCAAUGGCUGUGGAAAUCGAAAUCCCUUCAGUCACCAAUCUCUCCAAAGCCGGUGUCCGUUUCUUACCCACUGAGGGUGGCAUCUCAAACAUUAGUUUCGAUGUUAGAACAAAUACAUUGUACCUCCCUCCGGUCAGCUUAGACGUGAACACUGAGGUCAUCAUGAGAAACUUAGUAGCAUAUGAAGCAUGCAAUGCAUCGGGGCCAUUGGUUUUCACUCGUUACACUGAAUUAAUGAAUGGGAUUGUUGAUGAUGAAGAGGAUGCAAAGCUGCUCAGAGAAAAAGGGAUUAUUUUGAACCAUUUGAAGAGUGAUAAAGAGGUGACCAAUCUGUGGAAUGGGAUGACCAAGUCUAUUAGGUUAACCAAAGUAUCACUCUUAGAUAAAGUGAUCGAAGACGUCAACAAGUAUUACCAUGGAAGGUGGAAUGUCAAAGUCGGAAAAUUCAUGAAGAUUUAUGUGUUUGGCUCAUGGCAGUUUCUCACAUUUCUGGCCACUAUUUUUCUCCUUUUGUUGAUGAGCUUACAAGCGUUUUGCUCUGUCUAUUCUUGUGCCCGCAUAUUUGAAGUCAAAACCAGUUAGUGAUUUUGUGUAAUUUGUACUUCUAUCAUGACCGAUGUUAUUCAUGAUUAAUUUUUCUAUCAUGAAUUCAUUCUCUGUCUUCUCACUCAAAAUUAAUAA